AUGGCAAACAACUUUGCAAACAAUUUGAAUAAACCGACAUUUAGCCUAAAUGCCAAUAACGAUAAACAUAUGAAACCGGAUGACAACAGUUAUGGUAUGCCAUUUUUGACACGAAACAAUCAUCAAACCAUUUCUGAUAAUGGUUUUUUUGGAUCGUUGCCACCGGAUGCUUCUCUGCAAAAUGUUACAACACCAAUAAGUCAAAAAUUUGUACAAUCAAUAGCACCAUCGUUUCCGCAACCGGAUGCUUUACCAACAUUUGCCGGUAAACCAAUUCAACGAAUACUGUUAGCCGAAACACAAAAUGGUAGUUUACAUGACCUAUUACCGGGACUAACUGUUGAACCACCAACAACAAAACCUGGCGAAGAUACAUUGGCCGAAAAAUUGGCAAAUAAAAUUCUUUGCGGUGAUUUUGAGGUAAUUUGUUUUUUAUUGAAUUUUUCAACUUAAAG
Messenger RNA from Enterobius vermicularis (human pinworm), 455 nucleotides. The record is from the annotation of a GenBank genome assembly. Lineage: Eukaryota; Metazoa; Nematoda; Chromadorea; Rhabditida; Oxyuridae.